This is a messenger RNA of Fibroporia radiculosa, 4818 nucleotides long. RefSeq lists its product as uncharacterized. Gene Ontology annotation, cellular component: fungal-type vacuole; membrane. The transcript is spliced from 43 exons. Bases 1 to 4818 code for a protein of 1605 amino acids. Gene Ontology annotation, biological process: transmembrane transport. The record is from RefSeq and is a predicted model, not a curated record. NCBI's taxonomy places the organism in Eukaryota, Fungi, Basidiomycota, Agaricomycetes, Polyporales, Fibroporiaceae. Gene Ontology annotation, molecular function: ABC-type peptide transporter activity; ATP hydrolysis activity; ATP binding.
AUGGUUGUGGGUAUCGUCCAUGCUGCCUGGCAGAUGGACACUCAGAUUCCAUUGGCGCGGCCUUUAUCGAAUUUCAGCGAUGAUGCGUUUGGGGACAUGAUCGCAAGCUCGUGGUAUGAUACUCUGAACAUCCCGGCAUAUAUCUCGUGCGCGUCAGCUGCAAUUCUUUUAUUCGAGAUUCUUCGAUGCAAGUUCAUCCAAUGCCUGCGUGGCGAGCAUUCCGUUCUCGGGAAGCCUCCAGUCGAGCCUUGUUCCGCCAAACAUAUAGAUCGUCACGGUGGCCCUACGAUUUUUGCAUUCAAGUGUGCCCGACUACUUGCUUGUAUUAUCUUGUUCUGUCUGUCUGUUCUUCCGUUGCUCUCCCUUGCAGAUGAUACGGUCGAAGCUGACGCAACCCUAUGGCGAGAUUUUGGACUUUGUGUAACAUAUACUUACGCAUCCCUCCUCGCACUUAUUUCGGUGAUUGCAAAGCCAACCAGAUCAGUGUCACGUCACCUCGCCAUUGUUCUGCUCUUUACUUGGGGUGUAUACAUGUAUCGAGAUGUCUGGCCUCUGGCAACGUUCACCCUGACGCCAAUAGACUCCGCAGAGGGGAGCCUGCUAUGGGGAAAGAUUUCUCUGCUGACGCUCGCAGCGGUUCUCGUACCUAUAUGUAUGCCUAACCGCCAUAUUCCUAUCGACCCAAGCGACCCAAUAGUAGCACAUCCUGAACAGACAGCUUCAAUUUUAUCCCUCAUGCUCUAUGGAUGGCUGGACAAGACUGUGUUGGAAGCCAAUCGCGUGUCUCACCUCGGCUUGGAAGGGCUCCCACCGCUCGCUGACUAUGAUCACACCAAGAAUCUAGUCAAGAGUUGUUAUCCAUGUCUCGACCCAUUCCAGAUAACGAAACGAAGGCAUCUCUUCUGGGGCCUUAUGAGAAUAUUCCGGACUCAAUAUAUUGUCCUCUGCUUGAUGUUGAUGUCUCGAACCGUCGCAUACCUUGCUAGCCCCGUGGGCGUGAACAGACUGCUUAACUACCUGGAAAAGGGCGGUGAAGGGCAGGUUGUCCGGCCCUGGGUAUGGAUCGCAUUCCUUUUCUUUGGUCCUGUCCUGGGGUCAAUUGCGUUCCAAUGGUAUUGUUACACGUCGACCACUACAAUCACUCGGGCCAAGGCAGUCAUCACUCAGCUCGUAUUCGACCAUGCUCUUCGAAUUCGUGUGAAAGCAGAAGUUGAGGAGAAUGGUUCAAAUUCAGCAUCAGAAGCCGUGGUGUCAGAAUCUGCGUCUAUGGUCAUACCUGCUACGUUUCAGGAGACAGCCGAAACUACAAGCGAGGACACGAUAAUACAGGAAUCGGCAAGCACCACCGAUAAUUCUUCCCUGGGAAAACAGCGUGCGCCGGAGACGAACUUGGUGAAUGACUCCAAGCAGAAGUCUGGGCCUGCUGAUGUCAAACAGGGUGCAAAUCUAUUAGGAAAGAUUAACAAUCUCGUCACAAGCGAUAUGGCCAAUAUCUCCCUGGGACGAGAUUUUCCUUUCUGGUGGAGAUUCCUCUUCAGAUCGCGCUUUGCACUUGGUUUCUGUAUUCGAUUUUGGGAUGGAGUUUGUAGCGCGCUUGUCGGGAUGAUGGUCAUGGCUGCAAUGGUCCCAUUGCCUGGCUGGAUCGCCUCCCUCCUCCAGAAUCUCCAAGUCAAGAAGAUGGAGAAGACGGAUGCCCGCGUACAAAGUGUCACAGAAAUUCUCAAUGUCAUCCGCAUGAUCAAGAUGUUUGGUUGGGAGGGACGUAUGCAAGAUCGACUAGCACAUAGACGGGAUGAAGAAUUGACUUACAUGAGGAAGUAUAAGCUACUUGACUUUUUGAUUGGUUACAUCAAUCACCUCAUCCCUGUCAUCACCAUGAUCGUAACUUAUACGCUCUUCACCGUUGUUAUGAAAGGCGAGCUGACUGCUUCCAUCGUGUUUUCAUCCAUCACCAACAUUGCAAUCGGAAAUGCAUUCGGUCUUUGGGAUGAUGCCAUCCAUUAUUCAAGGCAGGUGUCGCCCUUUCCACUUUCAAUGAGCUAUCUGACUGUUGGCGCAGCCAAAGUAUCCCUCGACCGUGUGAAUGAAUUCUUGCACGAAACGGAAUUACUCGACCAGUUCUCGAGUGGAACAUCCGACUCCGUCUUUUCAUCCGAAUUCCCUGGUAAUGAUAAUGACGUCAUCGGCAUCCGCGACGCGGCCUUUACGUGGACAAGUUCUAACGAUGGGACCUUGACACCCGGUCCUAAUCAGCGAAACUUCACCCUCCGUAUUGAGGGCGAGGUGACCUUCAAGCGUGGAUAUACCAAUUUGAUUGUUGGUCCCACAGGAUCGGGCAAGACGAGCAUGUUGAUGGCGCUCCUUGGAGAGAUGCAUUAUAUUCCCGCUGGCCCAGACUCUUUCGUCAAUCUGCCUCGCUCCGGUGGCAUCGCUUACGCUGCUCAAGAAUCCUGGGUUCAGAAUGAGACGAUUCGGGAUAACAUUUUGUUCGGGGCUUCAUACGACGAAGAGCGAUACAGUAAAGUAAUCGAGCAAUGUGGGCUCCGACGCGACCUGGAGCUCCUCGAGGCGGGCGACAAGACGGAGGUCGGAGAGAAAGGGUUAACUCUGAGUGGUGGCCAGAAGGCUCGCAUCACCUUGGCUCGGGCUGUCUAUUCAUCUGCGGAGAUCGUUUUACUCGACGAUGUGCUUGCAGCCCUGGACGUCCACACCGCCAAGUGGAUUGUUGAAAAAUGUUUCUGUGGAGAUUUGAUCCGGGGGCGUACAAUCAUCCUCGUAACACACAACGUAGCAUUGGCCAGCUCGGUAGCAGAGUUUGUGGUGUCAAUGGGAACAGAUGGGCGCAUCCACAGCCAAGGUUCGCUCUCAAAGGCGCUGGAAGAUGACAAGCUCCUUUCCACCGAGUUCGCGGAACAGCGUAAAGAGGAACUGAAAGUGGACAUUGAUGCUGAACAGCCUGCGCAAGAAAAACCAUCAGCCGGAAAGCUUAUCGUAGCGGAAGAGAUCGCUGAGGGACAUGUUGGCUGGUCUACUUGGAAAAUGUUCAUAACUGCUCUUGGGGGACAGCAUUCUCUUAUCUUCUGGACAGUCUGUGUUGGCACGUUUAUUGGUUCUGAAGUGCUAGCCACUUUGCAAAUAUGGUUCCUCGGGCUUUGGUCGCGGGAGUAUGAAACACAUCCUGCUUCGGAGGUACCAGUAUCAUAUUUUCUGUCAGGAUACACUGUCAUCCAGGUUGUAACCAUACUUUGUUUCACAACCUCAUAUGGGUCAUACAUUUUUGCAACUCUUCGAGCAUCACGAAAGAUUCAUACUACUCUGGUAACCUCCAUCUUAGGCACAACACUCAGGUGGCUCGAUAAAACGCCCGCUUCUCGUAUUAUUACUCGCUGCACGCAGGAUAUUCAAGCAGUUGACGGCGAGAUAAACCAGUACUUUUACUGGUUUAUGAUGCACAGUGGGACCAUAAUAGUGAAGCUAGGUUCAGUAGUAGUCAUGGCACCCAUUGCGUUUGUGUCUGGAGGAUUGGUCGCUGUCAUGGGCGGAUUGUGUGGUCAAGUUUACAUAAGAGCGCAACUAGCUGUCAAGCGGGAAGUGAGUGUAGCUGAGGCCCCGGUUUUGGGUCACUUUAAUGCUGCUAUUGCGGGGUUGACCUCCCUCAGAGCAUACGGCGUGCAGGAAUCGUUCAGGUUACAAUCGUUCAGCCGUAUUGACAGAUAUACAAGAACCACCAGGAUCCUCCACGCGCUGAAUCAGUGGAUCGCCAUACGCAUUGACACACUUGGAGCGCUAUUUACCACUAGCCUCGCAUCCUAUCUUGUGUAUGGACGAACCUUCAACGCCUCUAAUACGGGUUUUUCGUUGAAUGUGGCAGUUGCCUUCAGCAGCAAUAUCAUCUGGUGGGUGAGGCUGCUGAACGAACUUGAAGUCAGUGGUAACAGUUUGGAACGAAUUCAACAAUAUCAGGAAAUAGAGCAGGAACCGAAACCCAGCACGAAUCAUGCACCCCCGGCAUAUUGGCCUGCAAGUGGGACGUUGAGAGUAGAGAAGCUAUCUGCAAGGUAUUCCGAAGAUGGGCCUUGCGUCCUACACGAUAUCUCGUUUGAGAUUAAAUCAGGAGAACGUGUUGGAAUAGUUGGUCGCACCGGUAGCGGAAAGAGCUCCUUGACUUUGGCGCUUUUGCGUUGUAUUCUAACUGAAGGUGCUGUGUUCUACGACGGGAUUCGCACAGACACCAUUAAUCUUGAUGGUCUGCGGUCCAAGAUCACCAUCAUUCCGCAAGUCCCGGAGCUGUUGAGUGGAACACUGCGGCAAAACCUAGAUCCGUUUCAGCAGCACGACGACGCGGUUUUGAAUGACGCAUUACGCGCUGCUGGCCUGUUCUCUCUUCAAAGCGAGACGGACGAGAGCCGCAUCACUCUAGACAGUCAGCUUGCUAGUGCUGGGAACAAUCUCUCCGUAGGACAACGUCAGAUUCUUGCGCUCGCGCGAGCCAUUGUGCGGCAGAGCAAGCUAUUGAUAUUGGACGAAGCCACUUCUGCAAUCGACUAUGAGACCGACACAAUUAUUCAAGCCUCACUCAGACGGGAACUGGGGAAGGACGUGACGCUCUUGACGAUCGCGCACCGCUUACAAACGAUCAUGGAUGCAGAUAAAAUUAUGGUACUUGAUGCUGGACGCAUUAUUGAAUUUGGUAGACCUAUUGAUCUGUUGAACAAAGAGGGUGGAAUUCUUCGUACUAUGGUGCAGCAAUGGCUACGUAGUGUAGGAGCUCUUUUCGGAAGCAUCAGCUACAGCUUGUAUCGUUUUGCAUUCAAGUAA